AUGCUCGCCAACGUCUUUCCCCUCGCGCUUCUCGCCCUCGCUGCUGGCGCCGACGCCACCUCCGUUGGCUUUGGCAAGGUCGGCGAAACGGUCCAGUGCCUGAGGGCUCUCACCCAGCGCUCGUGCCACUCCAAGUACACCAUCCCUUACGACUCCCCCGCCACCUGCUGCUACAAUGGCGCUUUGGGCCCGGACCUGCCCGAGUCUGGUCUCUUCCUCUCGACCCAGUUCUGGGACACUAAUCCUGCUACGGGACGUCCUGACGCCACUACAGCCCAUGGUGAAUGGCCAGACUUCUGCGACGGAACGUACCCUGCCUACUGCUCGAACGUUACGGGUAUCCCUGAGUACACAGGCGCCGAGAUCCGUGCGGUUCUGCAGAAGUACUCUCCUGAAACCUUGGCGUUCAUGGACGUCAACUACAAGGGCUACAACGGCACCGACGAGGACUUCUGGGAGCACGAGUACAACAAGCACGGUACCUGCAUCACCACCAACCGUCCUGAGUGCCAGAUCCCGCUGCCGGGCAUCAGCAGGGAGGACUUUGUCGUGCUCGAGUACUUCAAGCAGAUCGUCCGCAGGUUCAAGGCCCUCCCGACCUACGACUGGCUCGCCGAGGCCGGCAUCGUCCCCUCGACGAACACGACCUACUCGCUCAAGUCGAUUCAGGACGCCCUCGCCAAGAAGCACGGCGGCAUCCCCUACAUCGGCUGCCGCAAGGGAGAGCUCAACGAGUUCUGGUAUUUCGAUACUGUUAAGGGCCAGUUGUCGUCGCCGCUCGCUCACUUCUACCCGGAGAACUCGACGACAAAGUCCAACUGCCCCGAGCAGGUCAAGUACCUGCCCAAGGUCUUCUAG
Molecule: messenger RNA, 858 nt
Organism: Pseudozyma flocculosa PF-1
Lineage: Eukaryota; Fungi; Basidiomycota; Ustilaginomycetes; Ustilaginales; Ustilaginaceae
Exons: 2
Coding region: 1-858 (285 amino acids)
Biological process (GO): RNA catabolic process
Cellular component (GO): extracellular region
Molecular function (GO): ribonuclease T2 activity; RNA binding
Source: RefSeq, a predicted model, not a curated record